GGUGUCCCAUGGAGAUGGUUGGUUUGUUCAUUCAAAUCACCUCUGAGUCGCUUUGCUGCUCUAUGAUAUUUAUUAGCCGUGUUGCAACACCACAUGGAACAUUCAAUUUGGUUUUAUUUGGCUGCAUGCAGCGCUUUGCUUACGGGAUGUGUGUUGCAGGCCACGCUAGCAGGUGCUAAACAGAGCGCUGACCAGGCACGUGCGCACCUGAAUCGCUGCUCCGCGCGCGCGUGUCCGGACCAAGAUGUUGACUUUCAGAAGACUUUGUCACAGGUUCACGCACCUGGCAAAAGCAGCGGCGCGAAGGCAAUACAUGGAGUAUGACAAAGGGUGCACAGUCACCAGAGGCACAGCGACGGUGAAGACUUCCCUUCCAGGCAGGAAGUCACAGGAAGGCCCAAGUGAGUGUUUGAGUGUGCAUCAUGUUUGGGUGGAGCACUUCGCUGUGUCCUCAUCGCAGCGUGCGCGUCGUGGAAGAGCUCUGCUCCCAGUCCGGUGUGUGGUCGGCGCCGCCAUGGCCAAAAGGGGCAAUGCGUUAGGGAUUCCUGCUGGCAUCAUGAUCCAGGCAGUGUCAGAUGGAGAGUUGAACAUGUCCGCACGAGGCUGCGGCGGCAGCAGCUCCAGCCUUCCUGGGACUCCAGGCGGGGAGUCGGGCCCCGCCAACGGCGUGCUGAGCUGGGCCGUGUCCUUCGAGAAGCUGCUGGAGGACCCCUGUGGGGUCUCCUACUUCACGGCCUUCUUGAAAUCCGAGGUGAGCGACGAGAACAUUUUAUUCUGGCAAGACUGCGAGAAGUUCAGGAAGAUUCCAGCCGAGUCGUCGGACAAGCUGAAAGCUGCAGCCCAGACCAUCUACAACACCUACCUGUCUGACAGUGCUCCCUACUCGGUCAACAUCGACGACACGGCCAAGACGGAGAAGAAGGACCUGGAGAAGCCCACGCCUGACAUGUUCAACAAGGCUCAAGCACAGAUAUUCAAGCUGAUGAAGAUGGACAGCUACAGGCGCUUCGUGCGCUCUCCUCUGUACCAGAGUUGCACUUUGGCAGGUGUGGAAGGCAAACUCCUACCUCAGUUCUCUAAUGAGCCGCUCCACACUGGAUCAUGGGAGGACGUGGCCGACAAAAGCCCCUCAUUCAGCAGCAAAAAGAACAAGAAGUCCGACUCGAACAGCCUGCCAGGUGGGAAGAGUGCCUCGGAGAAACAGGAGCACAAAAGAGGAUCCUGGGGAGAUAUGUCCAACACCCACGGCUCAGCCUCCGGAAAAGAGUCCCACAUGGCAGUGAAGUCGACCAGCAGCGUGGAGCUGGGCGCCCUCUACAGGCACAUGGAGAACGGCAGGUCGAGCCCUCGCUCUCCUGAUAAGCCUGGUGGCAACCGCGUGGCGUUCGAGGGGGGCUACUGCUGCGUGUACCUACCCGACGGCAGCGCCUCCCUCGCCCCCACGCCUGCCGGCCAGCCCAUCAGGGGCAUGCUGGCAAGCCUGUGUGAGAAGAGGGGUUUCCCACUCAAAGACGUCGUCAUCUACCUUCAAGGCAAGGACAAGCCCCUGUCUCUGGACCAGGACUGCUCUGUGCUCAGAGACCAGCAGGUCCUUCUGGAGCUCAGAGUGACAUUUGCGCUGGACGUUGCCUUUACUGGUAAGACGACAGGGAUUGUGGCAAAGUCUAGCAAGACCCUGCAGGAGGCUCUGUCUUCUGUGCUGCAGAAGCACCAUCUUAAGCCACAGGACACUGUGGUUACUAUGGUUGGGAGCAAUGAGCCUGUGAACAUGAGCGGUAAUGUCUUCAGACUGGCCAAUAAGACGCUGCGGCUGGAUAAAAGCAAAGGAAAAGACCAAAGCAGCACCUCCAAAGGCAGUGGUUCUGCAGCAGCGUCACAGGCAGGAACGGCGAGUGGAGGAGGACUAGAGGCCCGACCGCCAUCACAAUCGGACAGAACCAAGACUCAGCCCAAGCCCAGUAAGAACCGCGACAUGGAUGGGUUUCUGGACAUGCUGACGAGGGCCCAGUGCUGCAGGGUGGACGACCAGCGAGGCCUCCUGACCAAGGAGCAGCUGGAGGUCCCGUCGUUCCUGCAGCUGCCCCCGGAGAAGGAGCCGAGCGCGGAGCCGAAAGAGGAGCCCGGUACCAGCGGCUCCUCUCCCCCAGAACCCAAAGAAGAAUCCGAGAGCAAAACAUCAGAGGCUUCAAAAGCAGCCGACGUGGCGAAGAAGCCCGCAGACUCUGCUGAACCCAAAUCUAAAGACUUAAAGGAAACAACAGUUUGAGAGACUUUUCCGUGUGGCAUGGACAGAAACAUGAUUAGAAACUCAUGGUCCCAGUCGUGUCAAAAGACCAAAACUAAUUUUAGACCCGAAUCGUCAAGCACUUUUUAAAACGGUUUACUAAUAAGCUCAGAGGCAGCAGUGUGCUACCUUCUCUGCUACUCAUACUUUGCCUCUUGGUGGGGAAAAAUGUAAAGAUGAAAUUUGUAGCAAGCAUUUACAGUGUCACUGAAAACACUACACAUGUUAAUGUGAAAAUGUUUGCUAUGAAUUGUUUAACGUAGCCGAGAAAAUGGCGCUGGACCCUCACUGGAAUGGAUCGAAUCGCUUCUCGCUGACGUCUGAGCUCGCGUUGCUUCUAUUUCUUGCAUCCUGCUUCUCUUUGAACUCUAACCUCUGCACAGGAACUACUGACUGCCAGGAAGCGGUUUUUGUAGAAAAUUGCACACCUUUAAACUUGUAUUCUUCUUCUUACUGCUUUCAUUUUGUUCGCUCGCAUGCUGUUUUCAUACGUUUUUGUGUGUUUGUGGUGCUGGAAUGCACUUGGUUUGCCGUGAUGGCACUUUGAGAAGCUCCUGGUCACGUCCGGGUCACCUCAGAACAGAGGUAAUGGAGAACCGUGAUGGUUGAAAAAGUCUCGCAGGGUGUGUGUAAAGAAUUAAAGUGCUUUCUAUUA
This is a messenger RNA of Betta splendens (Siamese fighting fish), 2939 nucleotides long. It is a transcript of the gene rgs14b, whose product is annotated as regulator of G protein signaling 14b. Gene Ontology annotation, biological process: signal transduction. NCBI's taxonomy places the organism in Eukaryota, Metazoa, Chordata, Actinopteri, Anabantiformes, Osphronemidae. The coding region runs from base 245 to 2266 and encodes 673 amino acids. Gene Ontology annotation, molecular function: GTPase activator activity. The transcript is spliced from 17 exons. The record is from RefSeq and is a predicted model, not a curated record.